Adineta ricciae is the source of this 3804-nucleotide messenger RNA. NCBI's taxonomy places the organism in Eukaryota, Metazoa, Rotifera, Eurotatoria, Adinetida, Adinetidae. The record is from the annotation of a GenBank genome assembly.
AUGUCCACUCCAGCAGAAAAUGAGGCUGAUAAUGAACACCAGAAAAGCAAAAAGCCAGCAGAUACCGCUUUUAAACAACAGAGACUCCCGGCAUGGCAACCAAUUAUCACAGCAAAUACAGCAUUACCUGUGUUUUUAGCAAUUGGUUUGAUAUUCAUUCCAAUUGGUAUUGUACUGGUCGUCACAUCCGAACGAGUUUUGGAGUUCGAUUUGGAUUAUACUGAUACGAAUUGUAUGAGCUUGAAUGUAUCAAAUACAACGUGUGCAGAUGUUUUAGCACAAGCAAAUUAUACAGGUGCAAGUUGUACAUGUCAGAAGUCUUUUACUUUAGACAAAGAUUUUGAAGGUGAUGUAUAUUUUUACUAUGGUUUGGUAAAUUAUUAUCAAAAUCAUCGUCGAUAUGUUCGAUCUCGAGAUGAUAAUCAGUUAUUAGGAAAGAAAGACGCUGUUUCAUCUGAUUGUCAGCCAUUCCAAAAAUCAGUCAAUGGUACAGACAUUACACCAUGUGGUGCAAUUGCAAAUUCCAAAUUCAAUGAUUCAUUGGUCUUAUCUAUGAAUGGGAAUAUCAGUGUACCACUCUUGAGAACAGGAAUUGCCUGGUCAACUGACAAAGCAGUCAAAUUCAAAAAUCCCGAUAAUCCUCAAAAUUGGUUCGCGACAAAUCCGCGACCACCAAAUUGGCAACAAGAUGCUUGGCAUUUAGAUACAAAUCUGACUGAUGAUAAUAAUGGUUAUCAAAACGAAGAUUUUAUCGUCUGGAUGCGAACUGCUGCAAUGCCAACAUUUAGAAAAUUAUAUCGAAAAUUGAGUUUAACUGAAUCAACCACGUUUCAAAAUGGUUUACCCAAAGGAACUUAUGUUCUUACAAUAACUUAUAAUUAUCCGGUUACAAGUUUUUCUGGACGAAAACAAUUUAUCAUUAGUACGACAUCAUGGAUGGGCGGAAAAAAUCCGUUUCUCGGUUGGGCCUAUAUCACUGUUGGCAUCAUUUGUAUGAUCACAUUUGUCGUAUUCCUUGUUCUUCAUAAAACAUGGAAAACACAAAAUCGUCCACCAAUAUUGACAUUACAAAUGUCUCGAAUUCCCCCUGUUAUUCCAUUAGAUGGAAGGACUCUCAGUUCAUCCCCUGAACGUUCAUCAGUAGAUGAAAUCAAUCCAAAACCAGUUGUUUCGUCAUCGAUCACAUUUCCAGCAAGUAACCAACAACAUCAGAAUGGUUUAUCAUCGAAUCUCUCUGGUACAAUCGAUUCUUUCAAUAACAAAACUUCAACUGUUGGAAAUGUUCCUAGUGGUGAAAUGUCGAGCAUGAGUAUCUCGAUUGACUCUUGUUCAUCUCCAACCGAUGAUUUAUCAUUGGAACAAAAGAGUCAUUUAUUACGUGAAUCAGCUGAUCAAGUGAAUUUAUCUUCGUUAAAAUAUCUUCAAACGAAACAACGUCAGAUAAAUCAUCGACGGAAUAAAAGUGAACCAGUUAUUCUCGGAAAUCUUGCUGAACUUUCGUCUUUAACUUCUUAUCCAAAUACAUCAACAAAAGCCAUGCUUGAAUCGUCAUCGACAAGCACGACCAGUAACGAAUCAGCAUUGAGUGCAAAUGCUUCGUUUGAAAAGAAAAAGAAAAGUUCAAACAAGAAAACUUCACCAAUUUUAACUGAUAAUAAACAAAUAUUAAAUCAAGAGAGACCUUCGACAUCGUCGAUUACAAAGAAGAAGAAACCUUGGUAUAAUCCAUUUCAAUCGACAUAUCGACAAAGAAAUGAAGAUUUUCGAAAACUAUUCAAAGAUUUACCAGCGGACGAGCGACUAAUUGUUGAUUAUUCAUGUGCAUGGCAAAAAGAAAUUCUCACACAAGGUCGAAUGUACAUAUCACAAAAUUAUUUAUGUUUCCAUGCAAAUUUUCUCAAAUGGGAAACGAGUUUAUGUUUAAAAUUUCAAGAUAUUAUCGGAAUAACACGUGAAAAAACAGCAAAAGUCAUUCCAAAUGCCAUUGAAGUUCGAACGAAUAAAAGUGAAAAANUUAGAAUGCGAUUUAUAGAUUAUUCAUGUGCAUGGCAAAAAGAAAUUCUCACACAAGGUCGAAUGUACAUAUCACAAAAUUAUUUAUGUUUCCAUGCAAAUUUUCUCAAAUGGGAAACGAGUUUAUGUUUAAAAUUUCAAGAUAUUAUCGGAAUAACACGUGAAAAAACAGCAAAAGUCAUUCCAAAUGCCAUUGAAGUUCGAACGAAUAAAAGUGAAAAAUAUUUCUUCGCAAGUUUUGCGACACGUGAUAAAAGUUAUGCAAUGAUAUUUCGAAUCUGGCAAACAAUAUUUGCUGAACAACCAAUCUCAACUCAACAAAUGUGGAAUAUGAUUCGUGAAAGUUAUGGAAAUGAUUUAGAUAUGAUUACAGAUGAAGAAGAUUCAUAUAACAAAACAACAUCAACAAACUCAACACCUGAUAAAACUUCACUGAGACAACAAGAGCGUGAUAUAUCAAAUUCAAUAAGUUCGACAAAUAGUAAAAAAGAAGAAAUAGACGAUCAUUCAAGUAUUUCAUCGAGAAGUGAAAGACCAACAGAUGAUGAUAUCGAUGUUGAUGAUGAUCUUGGAAUAAUUCCAAUUGGAGAAGAAGCCAAUACAAAUACAUUAAUUCGUCAACCUCCAUCUACUCUCAAUAAACAAGAAAAUCCUUUAUUAACAAUGACAGAUCAUUCUGAACAAACAUAUUUAAAUACGUGUCCAUGUCAAUCCCAUUUAGCAACAAAAUUAAUCGAUCGAUCAUAUUCAACAUCAGUUCAACGUUUAUUUGAAUAUAUAUUUGAUGAUCGAGAUUUUCUCGCUGCUUAUCACGCUUCACGUCGAAUAAAAGAUUUUCAAACGGGAGAAUGGAUCGUCAAUCCUGAAACAGGAAAAAGAGAACGUCUUUGUACUUACAAAGUUGGUGUUGCUGCUGUGUUCGGUGCAACAACGAUCUGUUCCAAUGAAAAACAAAUUAUCGAUUGUGAAUCAUCCAAAUCUCAUUACAUAAUCGAUACGGAAGUUCGAAAUGAAGGAAUUCGAUAUGCGGACACAUUCUUCAUUGCAUCUCGUUAUUGUCUUAUUCAAACAGGUCCAAACAAAUCCCAUUUGAAAGUCACGUGUGAAGUUCGAUAUGUAAAAAGUGUUAUGGUGAUCAUCAAAUCUUUUGUCGAAAAGAAUGCCAUGGCUGCUCUUCAGGAUUCAUUUACAGAUUUGAACAAUCGAAUCGAAUUAUCAACAUCAACAGUGAAACGAAUUGAACAUGAAACAUCUGGUCGACAAAGAUCAUCAAGUCGAACGAAUCAUUAUGAGAAAGAGAAGAGUAACUCAUUACCGAAGAAGAAACAUCCGAGAAAACAACAAAUUAAUGAAAAUGAUUCUUCAAUUGAUAAUUCCACAUCUGUUCGAUAUCGAAAUGUCACUCGUCAAGAAGAUCAACAACCGAAUGAUUCAAAUUUAUCUCAAUCAACCGAUUUGACUUCAUCAACAUGGUCAACAAAGAAUUUCUUAUUUCCAUUUUGUAUAAUCAUAAUGUUAAUUUUACUUACUGUGAAUAUCUUUCUAUGCGUUAAAUUAAAUGAAAUCGAUCGAAUGACUGAUCGUCUUGUACAAAACUAUCCAUUGUGGUCAAACGAUUUCUCAUAUCCGAAACAAGAUAAUGAAUGGUCGAUUUUAUUAAAAAGACAAGAAGAAUAUUAUCAAACGAAGUUAAAUGGACUUCAUUCGGUUUUAUUAUCAACUCACAAUGCAUUGAAAAAUGUAACCGAUGCUCUUAAUGAAUUAUCGAAAUUGAGUAGUGGAUCGAAAUAA